GAAAGCAGGAAGUACAGCUGGGUUCCCGCUGAAUGCUGCAGCUCAGUCUGACAGUUUAACUGCAUCUCCUGGGGCACGGCAGCAGCGCUAUCUGCCUUUGGUGUGCAGAACCACUCGGCCAUUUUCCUCCUCUACUCGGGCUUCUUCGUUUUUUUUUUUUUUUUUUUUUUUUUUGUUUUGUUUAGAUCUUGCAUCGUUAUCGGCUACAGCCAGUGCCAUGGCCUUCGUUGGGAGCGCAGUUCGACGAGUGGUGUUGGCAGCGCGGGCUCCCCUCUCUCCUUUGUGUCGGGCAAGCGCUCGGUCCUACAGCUCAGAGCCCACCAAGGAAAAGAAUGUUCCCUAUGAGAAGACGCUCAAACAGGAGGACGGAGCCACGUCUGGACCCACUAAGCCUUUACCCAGGUCUGCCGAUGUGGUGGUGAUUGGAGGAGGCAGUCUAGGCUGUCAGACCAUCUACCACCUGGCUAAAAUGGGGUUGACCAACGUAGUUCUGCUGGAGAGAGACAGACUGACUGCUGGCACCACCUGGCACACCGCAGGCCUGCUGUGGCAGCUCCGUCCCAGCGAUGUUGAGGUGGAGCUCUUGGCCCACACCAGGAAUGUGAUCAGCAAAGACCUGGAGGAGGAGACGGGUCUCCACACAGGCUGGAUCCAGAAUGGGGGACUCUUCAUUGCUUCCAACAAGCAGAGACUGGACGAAUACAAGCGCCUCAUGUCGCUUGGUAAAGUUUAUGGAAUCGAGUCCCAUGUCCUGUCGCCUGCGGAGACCAAGGAUCUGUAUCCUCUGAUGAACGUGGAUGAUCUGUACGGAACGCUGUACGUCCCAAAAGAUGGCACCAUGGACCCCGCGGGAACCUGUACCACCCUAACCAGAGCGGCCUCUGCCAGGGGAGCCAUGGUGAUCGAGAACUGCCCUGUAACUGGUAUUCAAGUGCGAACAGACGACCUCGGGGUGAAGAAGGUGAAGGCGGUUGAGACCCCCCAUGGGACCAUAGAGACACCUUGUGUGGUGAACUGCGCAGGUGUGUGGGCCACCAAGCUGGGAGACAUGGCUGGAGUCAAGGUUCCUCUCAUCGCAAUGCAUCAUGCCUACGUGGUGACAGAGAGGAUCGAAGGCAUACAGAACAUGCCAAAUGUCAGGGAUCACGACGCGUCGGUGUACCUGCGCCUCCAAGGUGACGCCCUCUCCGUGGGUGGUUACGAGCAGAAUCCCAUCUUCUGGGAUGAGGUGUCUGAUAAAUUUGCCUUCAGCCUCUUCGACCUGGACUGGGAUGUGUUCAUGCAGCAUAUCGAGGGUGCAAUCAACAGAGUUCCUGUCCUGGAGCAGACUGGCAUCAAGUCCACCGUCUGUGGGCCAGAGUCCUUCACAGCUGACCAUAAGCCGCUGAUGGGAGAGGCGCCGGAGGUCAGAGGUUUCUUCCUGGGCUGCGGCUUCAACAGCGCUGGUAUGAUGCUGGGAGGUGGCUGUGGCAGAGAGCUGGCUCAGUGGAUCAUUCACGGGCGCCCGGAAAAGGAUAUGUAUGGAUAUGACAUCAGGCGUUUCCACAACUCGCUGACGGACAACAACCGCUGGAUCAGAGAGAGGAGCCACGAGUCGUAUGCUAAAAACUACUCCGUGGUGUUCCCCUUUGAUGAGCCGCUGGCCAGCCGAAACAUGAGGAAGGACCCUUUCCAUCAGGUGCUGACGGAGCAGGGCUGUGUGUUCCAAGAACGACACGGCUGGGAGAGACCUGGCUGGUUCAACAAAGAUGGGCCCGCCCCUGUUAAAGACUAUGACUAUUACGGGGCUUACGAUAUCAAGAAGAAUGUAAACUACAGGUACAACGACCUGCUGGGCAAAGAGUACACCUUCGACUUCCCUCCGCAUCAUGAUGUGAUUAAAAGUGAGUGCCUCUCGUGCAGAAGUGGCGUGGCUGUGUUUGACAUGUCCUACUUCGGGAAGUUCUACCUCACUGGACCAGAUGCCAAGAAGGCAGCUGACUGGCUGUUCACGGCCGAUGUCAACAAGAAGCCGGGCUCCACUGUGUAUACCUGCAUGUUGAAUAAAAGAGGAGGGGCGGAGGCUGACCUGACGGUGAGCAGACUGGAGCCUGGAGCUGCCAACCUGCCCCUGGCACCAGAAUCUAACGGUGAUGCUUACUACCUGGCCAUUGGCGGCGGUGUGGCAGAGCACAACUGGAACCACAUUAGAACGGUUCUUCAGGACCAAGGCUUCCGCUGCCAGCUGGUCGACCACUCUGAGGACAUGGGGAUGAUCAGCAUCCAGGGACCCAAGAGUCGAGAGGUCUUGCAGGAGGUUUUGGACACAGACCUCAGCAACGAAGCGUUCCCCUUCUCUACCCACAAAGUUGUCAACGCCGUAGGACAUCAGGUACGAGCUAUGCGUCUGUCAUUCGUCGGGGAGCUCGGCUGGGAGCUGCACAUUCCCAAAGACUCUUGCCUUCCGGUCUACCGUGCCGUCAUGGCUGCCGGCGCAAAGCACAGCAUCAUCAACUCCGGCUACAGAGCUAUCGACUCACUCAGCAUAGAGAAAGGGUACAGGCACUGGCACGCUGACCUACGUCCGGAUGAUACUCCUUUGGAGGCCGGGCUGGGCUUCACCUGCAAGCUAAAGAGUUCCAUCCCGUUCCAGGGCCGCGACAGGCUGGAGAAACAGAAGGAGGAGGGGCUGAGGAGACGCAUUGUCUGCUUCACCAUUGAUGAGAAAGUACCGAUGUUCGGUCUGGAAGCUAUUUUCCGCAAUGGAGUGCCCGUCGGUCACCUACGACGCUCUGACUACGGCUUCUUUAUCGAUAAAACUAUUGGUUACGGAUACAUCCGCCACCCUGACGGAGGAGUGGUGAGCGCCGAUUUCAUAAAGAACGGUGAGUUUACCCUGGAAAGGAUGGGAGUGACGUACAAGGCCAAGGCCCACCUCAAAACUCCCUUCGACCCUGAGAAUAAACGCGUCAAGGGCAUCUAUGCUUGAGAAGGACCACACAUGUAAAAACUGAACAUGCUGGUCAGAGAACAACAUGCAAGUUUGAAACAUACAUGUACAUCUCACAUGCAAUACAUCAUGUUGACCAUUGUAUUCAGAUUAUGUGUGCCAUUCGAUGGAGCUGAAGUGCAUGCGAUGAAAGCUGUGCUUAUUUUAACAACCGUUUUGUUAAGGGUGCUUCAGCUCCACAUUUUAAUACCCACUCUGGGCCCGAGAGUAAAAGUGUUCUCAUAUGAAUAUUCUCAUGUGGAUAAUAUUACCAUAAAAACUAAUUCAGGAAUUAAACUAUACUUAUUAUCUCAAAUAACAGUCAAUCAUACACUAGUUUUUGCUACUGUAGCCAAAUCUCUGUUUUGAUGUCAGACUAUUGAGUAACACAUUUACCUAAUUUAGAUUUAGACUAAAGUCUUUAAUCCGUAACUAACCCAUUUUUUAGUUAGUGGGAUUGCAUGUAUUGCGUUAAGUCUCUAGUAGUUAACACCAAAGGUCUUAAUCUUUCUGACUGCUAGCACAGCAGUGAACCUAUGCAAAGUAAAUGGCAUAAAAUCUCUAUUAGUGUCUCCAUUAGUGUCUAUUAGUGUCUUUUUGCUGAAAAGCAAACAAGACUUGUAUUAGAAACACAGGUAGAGGAUAUAGUUGAGGCAGGCUGCUAUUUGUCCAGUGUGUAGGAUAAAUGAUUAUAAUAUAAUAUUAACAUAUAACAUUCAUUAUUGUGUUUUUUCUUGGAUUAAUACAGAUUCUUAGCACACAAAAAAGCCUUUCAUAUAUAUGUCGAGAGCAGGUAAUUGUCUUGUGAAGCUUGUCAUGUUGUGCCGUCACCUUUUCUGAGGUAGUCUAGGACUAAACAGUGGCUCUACAAAAGACCUUUUGUAUUUUAUUAUGUGGAAGUUUUGGCCACCUUGGAAUUUCCUAUACACUUCAAAUGGGAAUGGUAUUCAGUUGGCUGUCAUCUCCAACUAGACCACUAGGUGUCACAACAUCCUACACAGUGGGCCUUUAAUUAAAAUUAUUUCGUCUUAUAUAAUAUUGUUAUUCAUUUCUGUUAUAUCCUAUGAGGUGGGUUUAACUUGCUUGAAAACUAGAUCUGAGGCAGACAAACUUAAAGUUUCCGAAACUUUUAAGAAAAGGGGGGUAAAAUACCCCAAGAUAUGGUGCACCAGGGGACAAAACACUGCUGAGGCAGAAUGAAAAUGAAGAACGGUUAUCAGAAAGCUGUUGUGAAUCAAACACCCCCCACCCACCAACCCCCUUUUUUUCUUGUUUUAUUGAUUCCCUUGUUGUUGUUUCUGCAGAUGCUGUUGUUGUUUGCAAACUCAAUCCUUUUUAGUUUUGUUCUUUCACAGGCACAUUGUUAUUUAAUAAGUCUAUCGACCAAUUCAAGCAGUGGUAUGAGCUCUCAAUUUGUCACAUAAUAGUACAUCAAAUCUACAUACUCUUACUGUGAAACAUCAGCAGGAAGCAUUGAGCGGCACACUAAGAACCAUCUUGACCUCAUUAAUAUUUUCUCUUGGAAAACGCUUGAAAAUAUCAGGGUAAUGAUUGAUGUAUGGGAGACAGUGUCAUAGGAAUCAUGUGAUUAAUGCUGUGGAAGCUAAAACUAUAUCUAAAUGGAUCAGCUGAGUCUGUACAGGUUCUUUGGAUCUGGUCUUUACUUCAGAAUUGUUGGGUGUAUACAGUGCCUUUACUUGUUUAUGUAUAUAGAUAGAUAUACUUAACACUAAAACUGCUAACAUGAGGCUAGGUAGUGCAUGGUGUUUGUGUUGUUUGAACAAUGAUGUCUUACAAAACCACACAAAAGAUAAAUCACUAGCAUAGCACCUGGGAAAACAGCCUCCUCUCUUUUAAUGCAGGUGCUGCCAUGAACAAUAAUAAUCUUGUGUUUACAAUAUUGACAGAAUUAAAUAUCGAAGAAUUAUGUUUUCCAUUUUUGUUUACACUUACACCUUAAUUUAGUAUGUGAGCAGCAGCCACCAAUAAGGGGUGAAAGCGGGCACUUAUUUGUACGUAUGCAACCUUCUUGCCUCUCAGAAUUUGCUUGCUACACAUCCACCACAAAAUGUUUACUAAUGUGGACUGGUUCAUUGAUUCUACCCAGAAGGCCAUUAAUCAUUGAAAUUGUUUGUUCCCAGGAGAAGCUUGACUUAGUAACAAGAUUUAUAAGGGAAAUGUGAAACAUACUGAAAAGUCAACUACCAGAGUAUGUGUCUGGAGUUUUUUUUUUCUUUCUUUUUAAACACGAUGGAGUGUACUUUCCCUUAUUUUGAAAGUGUGAUAAUAAUGUUGCAGCCGCUGUGAUUAUGUGAAAGCAGGUGACAUUGAUUCUUAUAUUCAAAAAAGGUUCAAUUUCUCAGUGCUAAGAAAAAAUCUUUACCAGUUUUUACGACAAGAGAAAUGAAAUCAUGAAAUGAUCUUUGACUUGUUUCUUCUGUCCAAAGCGAUGUGUGUAUUAAUAAAUUCCUACUUAACUUCC
Molecule: messenger RNA, 5450 nt
Organism: Mugil cephalus (flathead mullet)
Lineage: Eukaryota; Metazoa; Chordata; Actinopteri; Mugiliformes; Mugilidae
Gene: sardh
Product: sarcosine dehydrogenase
Exons: 22
Coding region: 218-2968 (916 amino acids)
Cellular component (GO): mitochondrion
Molecular function (GO): protein binding; oxidoreductase activity
Source: RefSeq, a predicted model, not a curated record